AUGUCCUACCUCCUCCCCAACCUGCCCUCGGGAUGGCACGUCGACGAAGCGAUCAAGUCCGAGGAGGACCGCGUCGUCGUCAUCCGCUUCGGGUCGAUCGACGACAGCGAGGAGUGCCAGCGCAUGGACCAGACGCUGUACGCCGUCUCUGAGCGCGUGCAGAACUUUGCGGUUAUCUAUCUGGUGGAUAUCAAGAAGGUGCCGGAUUUUAAUACGAUGUACGAAUUGUACGAUCCUUGCUCUGUCAUGUUUUUCUACCGUAAUAAGCAUAUCAUGAUCGAUCUGGGCACUGGUAAUAACAACAAGAUAAACUGGGCUAUGGAUAACAAGCAAGAGUUGAUCGACAUCAUCGAGACGGUCUACCGUGGGGCAUCGAAGGGACGCGGUCUGGUCAUGUCUCCCAAAGACUACUCUACGCGUUACAGGUAUUAA
Messenger RNA from Cyclocybe aegerita, 432 nucleotides. The record is from the annotation of a GenBank genome assembly. Lineage: Eukaryota; Fungi; Basidiomycota; Agaricomycetes; Agaricales; Hemipholiotaceae.